Arachis ipaensis is the source of this 1987-nucleotide messenger RNA. Its product is annotated as G-type lectin S-receptor-like serine/threonine-protein kinase SD1-1. Gene Ontology annotation, molecular function: protein serine/threonine kinase activity; ATP binding. Gene Ontology annotation, cellular component: plasma membrane. The record is from RefSeq and is a predicted model, not a curated record. Gene Ontology annotation, biological process: protein phosphorylation; recognition of pollen. NCBI's taxonomy places the organism in Eukaryota, Viridiplantae, Streptophyta, Magnoliopsida, Fabales, Fabaceae.
AGAGGAAGCAAAAAAAAAUCCAAGUGAAAGUGUGAAACUAGCACUUGCUAGCAAUGCGGGUCAACUGCGGAUCGAUUUAAGUCAACCUUUUUUCUUUUUUCGGGUUGAAAAAAAAAAGAGAGAACUAGCGGACUUCCCUCCACCUUGAGUUCCAAUCCAUGUCCUCAUCCUGCGGCCUGGAAUUGGAACUCAUCACAACAACGAAAAAAUAAAAAGCAGAUGAUGGAAGUGGUUCUGAGUUUGAUGCUAAUUAGCAGUGCUCAUUUUCUAUUAACUGAAGAGAGCCAAAACGACAGCGUAUCAUCCUCUUCUGGAGGGAACGAAAGCUACUGCGACUUCCCUGGAAUUUGCGGACCCAAUGGGAACUGCGAUGUUAAUAAGCCGCUAGCUUGUGGAUGCUUGGAUGGUUUCACACCCAAGUCUCCCACUGCCUUCGAUAGCCUCGACUACACGCACGGCUGCGUCAGAAAGAAACCACUCAAUUGUAGCACCGACGUGUUCGUUGCCUAUGCUGUGUUCCAAGAACCCACUGGCACGUCUUAUUAUCAUUCUUUCUUCAACCAAAGUUCGGAAGCCGAGGGUUGCAAGGAGAAAUGCAAGAGUAAUUGUUCUUGCAUGGCGGCUUAUACAGAAAUUGGGAGUGGUGAAUGCAAAUUGUGGAGUGGUGAUCUGUUUGAUGUUAGGGUCAUACAGGAAGGACGCCAAUAUCUUUAUAUACGAAUGCCUGCUUUAGACCAUGCAGAGCCCGGAGGCCGAAGUCACCGGCGCAGCGACCAUAAGGUGGUGGGAGUAGUUGUUGGCAGCGCCGCUGUUGUGAUUUUGGGUAUGAUCUUGGCUUCUUGGUACAUGCUCUCCAAAAGAACAGACCCACAAGCAUUGGGAGAUGUAAGGAUUGGUGAGAUGCUUAGUCAUGCCAAUGAACAAGAAGGGGAUCUGGAGCUUCCAUUACUUGACCUAUCAAGAAUAGCUAUGGCUACUGAUAACUUUUCUCUCAAUAACAAGCUUGGAGAAGGUGGUUUUGGACCUGUAUACAAGGGCGUAUUAGAUGAUGGACAACAAAUUGCUGUAAAGAGACUUUCAAGUAGUUCUGGACAGGGUUUAAAUGAAUUUAAAACUGAGGUCAAACUAAUAGCCAAACUUCGACACCGUAAUCUUGUAAAACUUCUUGGUUGUUGCAUUCAUGAGGAAGAGAAAUUGUUGGUAUAUGAAUACAUGCCUAACAGAAGUUUAGACUAUUUUAUUUUUGAUCAAAUGCGAAAGAAGACUUUGGAUUGGCCUAAGCGCUUUAACAUCAUUUGUGGAAUUGCUAGGGGCUUAUUAUAUCUUCAUCAAGAUUCAAGACUAAGGAUUAUACAUAGAGAUCUUAAAGUAAGUAAUGUUCUAUUAGAUAGUAAAAUGAAUCCAAAGAUUUCAGAUUUCGGUUUAGCUAGAAGUUUUGGAGGAGAUCAAAGUAAAGGAAAUACACAUAGAGUAGUGGGAACUGUUGGAUACAUGGCACCUGAAUAUGCUGUUCAUGGAAAUUUUUCGGUAAAAUCUGAUGUCUUUAGUUUCGGUAUUUUGCUACUCGAGAUAAUAUCAGGAAGAAAAAAUAGAAGAUUUUAUUAUCCAAGUUCCAAUGCCAACCUAUAUGGACAUGCAUGGGAUCUAUGGAAACAAGGAAGGUCAUUAGAAUUGGUGGAUGAAUGGUUGAAGGAGACAUGGAAUGUGUCUGAAGUGCAACGUUGCAUCCACAUUAGCCUCCUAUGUGCACAACAGCAUCCCCAAGAUAGGCCAACCAUGUCAUCAGUGGUUCUCAUGCUUGGAACUGAAAUUGAUUUACCUCAACCCAAAUAUCCUACGUUUUUUGUUGCUGAAUCUUCUGAAGGCACAAGUUCCUCCUCUUGUAAAAACGAAUUGAGCGUUACAGAAUUGGAACCUCGAUAACAAAUUAAACAUCAUAUAUAGAUUUUUUCUUUAAUAAAUUAUGUUUGGGCAGCAUAUUUACUAG